Molecule: messenger RNA, 1707 nt
Organism: Armigeres subalbatus
Lineage: Eukaryota; Metazoa; Arthropoda; Insecta; Diptera; Culicidae
Gene: mldr
Product: mitochondrial ribonuclease P catalytic subunit
Exons: 2
Coding region: 114-1670 (518 amino acids)
Biological process (GO): mitochondrial tRNA 5'-end processing; tRNA 5'-leader removal
Cellular component (GO): mitochondrion; mitochondrial ribonuclease P complex
Molecular function (GO): protein binding; ribonuclease P activity
Source: RefSeq, a predicted model, not a curated record
AUGUCGGUUUGCCUGUGGGUGCGAUGGGAUAACGUCGCUCACAAACAGUUUUGUUUACCGUCGUGUGCGAAAGUGCAUGUAUUUUUUCGUUACUCCGGUAAAAUUUAUGGAAAAUGUUCCGCCGGUACCGGUUUUCACAGAUUUCGCGUGCUUUAUUAGAAGCCUCACGUAAUUAUGCGGGUGUGCAUCAAAAAGCUCCCAACAUUAGGCUUCCGCCCAGUCGAAUAACUGAAUUGAAGGAAAAGUUGAAUCUCAGUCCAGUACUGUCAGCUGCGGAGUGGGGCAACAUCCGGAAGGGGAUCCUGGAUGAACGUCGUUUCAAUGAAACCAAUGUAGACAGCACAGUUCUGGGGAUGUGCGUUGGGUUGGAAAGUGGAAAAUCAUAUGUAAAGUUUUUGCGGGAGAACGGAGUAGAAAUGAACUUGGCCACGGUUGGAAAACUGCUACGUUUAUAUCGGACGGAACAUAGUGAGGGAGUUGAAUUGAAUGAGGAACAUCGGCAGGAAAUUGUGAAGUUCUAUGAAGAAUUACACAAGAAAAAUGCAAUGUUGGAUGCGAAUACUUGUGAACAUUUGGUGGCAGCCUUGACACUAACGGAUCACUGGCGAGUGUCCUUCGAACUGCUUGAUAUGAUUAAACUAAGCGGAAUACCAGACGGGGCCACUUUUAGUUACCUGAUUGAGAAGUGUUUUCAAAUCGGUGAUGUUGAUGUCGGAUGGGAAUUGCUAGAAGAAAUGACCUCCCAUAAACGGCUGCCCAAGGAUGAUGUAUUUUUGGCAUGGAUUGCAUACAGUUUGAAGGAUCCAAAUUGUUUCAAACAAAACAUGAUUAAAAUGUUAUCCUUCACUAAUGCGAAAUCACUAUUCCUAUCUAAAAGAAUCGGCCAAACUCUAGUUCAAAUCCCGACAAAGUAUGGACUCCGCGCUGUAGAAACCCGAGUUACAGAGAAAGGCAAAUGCUCUAGUUGUAAGUCCACUUUGGCCAGUAUUGUUGUUCCAGAUGACAUGUUUAGCGCCCUUCGGGAUGCAUUUAUUCAAGCUGUGAUAAUCAAAAAGGAGAUCUUUAACAAAACCACUCCCAAAGAGCUAGAACGCUUUCAGAUGUUCCUGAAGAAGACAAAACCAUACGACGUCGUCAUCGAUGGUCUGAAUGUGGCUUUCUCCACGGGGAAUCAAAAGUCACCGGCCGUCUACGCCAUGCAAAUUGCCUCCGUGGUAAAACACUACGUCCGCCAGCGUAAACGAGUUCUGGUUAUCGGCCGGCAACACAUGGACCGGUGGCGAUCCAAAGACAUGAAGUACAUUCGGGAGAAUGCGUUUCUAUUUCUAACCGAAGACCUCUCGCAGGACGACCCGUUUCUGUUGUACGCGGCGCUGGAGAGUGGUCCCCACACGGACUUCUUUUCGCGUGAUUUGAUGCGGAGGCAUUCGUUCCUGCUGGGCGAUGAACUGGGCGGGGUGUUCAAGCGAUGGCAACAGGAGCACCAAUAUUCGCUCUUGUCGAUCACGAAUGAUGGAAGGGUGAUCAUCAAUUCACCGUUUCAGUACGAUAUGUUCGCGCAUUGUUCGCCGGAGAAUGCGAACCGGUGGCAUGUGCCUUUGGUGGAAAAUUCGGUGAAGAUACCCAAAGUGGAGAAGCAAGCUUGUUGGCUGUGUGUGGAGUUUGAAUAAGAGAAAUUUAUGUACUGUUUUGGGGAAAACAUUCAAA